AUGCAUUUUGGACUGAAAGAAGAAACUUCGACGGCUAUACGUGUCCUCUGUCUUGAAUCACAAAUUAACAUCGACUUCGCUUUCGUUCCUGUUCCACGUUGUUGCAUUACGCGAUCAUUCAACGAGUGUGAAGGUACCCCUUUCCUCCAGGCUUUGGACAAUUAUGCAGACGCACCCGUUGUGCAGAAGCGUAGCUGGAAAGGAUGCAAAAAAUCACGAAAAACACAUGCAUUUGGUGAUGCCGUCCCGGAUUUACUUGCUGCUGCUCCGCCAAAGUCAACUAUUAGCAGCAGUUGCUCCAAUGGAUUUGUUGGAUCAGAUCUACGAGUGCUGAAUUCAGCGCCGUCCACCAACACAUCGGAUCGUAGCCGACUGACGUCAACUACAGAUCGUUCCUCGUUGGCGCAACAAAAUAAACAGUCACCGUUACAAUGCAAGAAUUCGUCAAACGAGAAACUCCAAAGAGCGCGAUUUUCUAUGAUUGAUGCUAGUGUUGUUGGAUCUCCAACAGCGCUGAAACAAGGCAGGCCGGUUGGAAAGGGCCGAGCAGAGCAGGCUUUGGCUAACGCUGGAGCGUUUGUUAAGGGAAUAGACUACGACAUAGGAUGGAAGGCUGAUGGCUCGCCCGAUAUGAAUUAUGGGGGAAAGGCGAGUGCGCUGGCAGGAGUUCCGGAUCACCCGGGCGCUGCAACGUCCAACGAGUUCACUCACCAUUAUCGACAGUCAAGCGAUUCAAUCGAUAGAAGUGAUUUGUUCAGCGGAGACAAGACAAAUAAUAAUGAUGAUAAUUACUCGGAGCACAUCAUGCCAAUCAAAAUAACACCCGAAGCAAAGAAAAUCCUCGAAAAGAACGCCCAGUUGUUCGUCAGAAACGAUGAAUUGAUCUCAGACGACUCCGAUAAGAUUUUUUCGAAGAAAGAGACAACUGAAAAUUCAUUGCAGCAGUGCAAUGUAGCUCCUGGUACGGCUGCGCAAAUAAGCACUCCGCAGCAAACUCCGCUGGGUUAUCUUCCGCUCAAAAGGAACACGGACUAUGGUUCAACAAUUAGCUCGUUAACGCAGAGUUCAAAUGUGAAGACUGAAAUUAGCGACAUUGACUUCAGCUGGGUGAACGAUGUCGAAAAUCGUCUCGAACGCGAAAUUGCUUUUGUUAAAGAAGAUUUCCGGCAACAGCAGCAACAACAAGUGCCAGUGCGUUAUUUUGGCAUGGACUUGGAGCAUUCCAAAAACAGUAAUGGUGAGGUGUCAAUUGUGCCAUCAGUGGAAACCACAAUGAAAUCGUUUGAAGUAUUUGGUGAGUGCGAGGCCCGCAAGGAACUCAGCAAAAUACAUUCCGAUGUUCGCUCCAAAGCAGCAAUGUUUGACAUGGAAGCAUUCCGGAAUGAACGAAAGUUCGACGAUAUGCAGGCAGCGUCUCGUUAUCGUUCACGAUCAACAGCACGCACUAAUAUAUACAUACCUCAACCAGAUUAUCAAAGAAGUGAUCAGUUCUCCGUGGAUACUACGCAAAAUCCGAGCCCAUAUUUUAGUGUGUCUACUAGUGUUAGGCCUACCGUAUCCGCGUACACAUCGGAACGACGUUCACAUCACUGCGCCGAAAUGAGCGGACGUGAUGAUCACCAUACUGAUAAGAGUGUUUAUAGCGAUGCAGCGACAACGCGCCUGUAUUCCGAUCCUAGAAUCGAAGUAUUACAGCGAAAUCGAGCGCACAAUGACACUGAAUCCUAUAUGCAGAAUGCAACGCAAUGCAAUGCCGAGAAGCCGUGGAAAGCAUCCAUUGCUUACUGA
This is a messenger RNA of Gongylonema pulchrum, 1788 nucleotides long. The record is from the annotation of a GenBank genome assembly. NCBI's taxonomy places the organism in Eukaryota, Metazoa, Nematoda, Chromadorea, Rhabditida, Gongylonematidae.